CUUCCGGGAGCCAGACUUCCUUUCUGGUUCAGCUCUCCACCUUGGGCUCUCUUGUCGGCAGAGAGCCUGUCAGCUCAGCAGCUGCGCCAUGAAUUCAGUGACCUAUGAUGACGUGCAUGUUGACUUCACUUGGGAAGAGUGGACUUUGCUGGAUCCUUCCCAGAAGAGUCUCUACAAAUAUGUGAUGCUGGAGACCUACAGAAACCUCACUGCUAUAAGAUACGGUUGGGAAGACCAUAAUAUUCAAGAACAUUGUCAAACUUCUAGAAGACAUGAAAGGCAUGAAAAAGGUCAAACUAGAGAGAAAACUUCUGUAUAUCCUCAAUGUGUUAAAACCUUUGAAUGUGACAGUCAUCUUCACAGGCAUGGAAAAACACAUCCUAGAUUGAAAACUUUUGAAGGAAAUGAGUGUGGUAAAGCCAUUUCACAUCACAGUCAUCUUCAAAUGCAUAAAAGAAUAUACAUUGGAGAGAAGCCCUAUGAAUGUAGUCAGUGUGGCAAAACCUUUGCAUAUCACAGUAAUCUUCAAAGGCAUAAAAGAACCCAUACUGGAGAGAAGCCCUAUGAAUGUAAUCUGUGUGGUAAAGCCUUUGCAGAUUACAGUCGUCUACAAAAUCAUGAAAGAACCCAUACUGGAGAGAAACCCUAUGAAUGUAAUCAGUGUGCUAAAGCCUUUGCGUGUCACAGUAAUCUCCGAAAACAUGAAAGAAUCCAUACUGGAGAGAAACCCUAUGAAUGUAAUCAGUGUGGAAUCGCCUUUACAUAUUGCAGUAGUUUCCGAAAACAUGAAAGAACCCAUACUGGAGAGAAACCCUAUGAAUGUAAUCAGUGUGGUAAAGCCUUUGCGUGUCACAGUAGUCUCCGAAGACAUGAAAGAACCCAUACUGGAGAGAAACCCUAUGAAUGUAAUCAGUGUGGUAAAGCCUUUGCAGGUCGCAGUAGUCUCCAAAAACAUGAAAAAACUCAUACUGAAGAGAAACUCUAUGAAUGUAAUCAGUGUGGUAAAGCCUUUCCAUGUCACAGUCAUCUACAAAUUUAUGAAAGAAUGCAUACUGCAGAGAAACUCUAUGAAUGUAAUCAGUGUGGUAAAGCCUUUACACGUCACAGUAGUCUCCGAAGACAUGAAAGAACCCAUACUGGAGAGAAACCCUAUGAAUGUAAUCAGUGUGGUAAAGCCUUUGCACGUCACAGUGGUCUCCGAAGACAUGAAAGAACCCAUACUGGAGAGAAAGCCUAUCAAUGUAAUCAGUGUGGUAAAGCCUUUGCAUAUCACAGUACUUUUCAAGCACAUAAAAGGUCACAUACUGGAGAAAGCCCUAUGAAUGUAAUCAGUGUGGUAGAGUCUGCACAUGCAGUAGUCUCUGAUAACAUGAAAGAACCCAUACUGGAGAGAAACCCUAUGAAUGUAAUCAAUGUGGUAUAGCCUUUGCAUAUCACAGUACUUUUCAAGCACAUAAAAGGUCACAUACUGGAGAAAAGCCCUAUGAAUGUAAUCAGUGUGGUAAAGCCUUUGCAUGUCAUAGUACUCUUCAAAUACAUGAAAGAACCCAUACUGGAGAGAAACCCUAUGAAGGUAAUCAGUGUGGUAAAGCCUUUGCACAUCACAGUAGUCUCCUAACACAUAAAAGGGCCCAGACUGGAGAGAAACCCUAUGAAUGUAAUCAGUGUGGUAAAGCCCUUGCACAGCAAGUCAUCUUCUAAGGCAUGAAAGAAGCCAUACUGGAGAGAAACCCUAUGAAUGUAAUCAAUGGGAUAAAGCCUUUGCAUGUCACAUUAACCUCCAAAAGCAUAAAAGAACCCAUACUAGAGAGAAACAGGUAUAUAAUUAGUGUGGUAAAAUCUUUGUGUAUCAUAGUCAUCUUCAAAGACAUGAACUAACAAAUGCUGGAGAGAAACCCUAUGAAUAUAAUGAGAGUGGUAAAACUUUUGCACUUCAUAUUACUCUUUAAGUGCAUAAAAGAUUACACACUGGAGAUAAACUCUAUGAAUGUAAUCAUUGUGGUAAAGCAUUUGUAUGUGUGACUAAAUCAUCUGAGAAAAAAAAUCAUACUGCAGAGAAACCCUAUAAAUGUAUUCAGUGGGAUAAAGUUUUAUACUUUAUAUAGGAGUAAAACUUUUGUUUGCAACAAUCUGUUAAAAUGUUUGCCUAUUACAAUAAACAUUGACUACCUGAAAAAGA
Messenger RNA from Alexandromys fortis (reed vole), 2179 nucleotides. RefSeq names its product zinc finger protein 431-like. Gene Ontology annotation, biological process: regulation of transcription by RNA polymerase II. Gene Ontology annotation, molecular function: DNA-binding transcription factor activity, RNA polymerase II-specific; RNA polymerase II cis-regulatory region sequence-specific DNA binding. Gene Ontology annotation, cellular component: nucleus. The transcript has 4 exons. The record is from RefSeq and is a predicted model, not a curated record. The coding region runs from base 89 to 1423 and encodes 444 amino acids. Lineage: Eukaryota; Metazoa; Chordata; Mammalia; Rodentia; Cricetidae.